This is a messenger RNA of Zasmidium cellare ATCC 36951, 579 nucleotides long. RefSeq lists its product as uncharacterized. The record is from RefSeq and is a predicted model, not a curated record. NCBI's taxonomy places the organism in Eukaryota, Fungi, Ascomycota, Dothideomycetes, Mycosphaerellales, Mycosphaerellaceae. The transcript has a single exon. The coding region runs from base 1 to 579 and encodes 192 amino acids.
AUGACCUUCCAACAAGAAUUCGCCUCCUGGUUCGCGCCCAAGGUCCCCCCGACCUCCGAGCCCCCCAAAAUCGGCGACGUCGCCCCAACGACCACCAAGCUCCCCCUCGACAACAACAAGCAAACCGUCAUCGCCUUCCUCCGCCACUGCGGCUGCCCCUUCGCCGAGAAGACCUUCCUACGCCUGCGCGAAGCAGCCAAAACGCAUCAAGAUAUUGACUUUAUCGCCGUCUCGCAAUCUGAAGACGGCUCGACGGACAAAUGGCUGAAGUCGCUGCCGCAGUAUGGCACGGAGCCGUCGAAUCUUCAGAUUGUGAUUGAUGAUAAGAAGGAGGUGUAUUCGAAGUGGGGCAUGGGGAUUUCCAGCUGGGCGCAUGUUCUUGCCCCAGGCGCGUUGAGCAAUCUGUUCACAUUGGCUGGGGAGGGAAUUAAGAAUCGGCCGACGGAGACGGGGAGUCGAUGGCAGAUGGGUGGUGCGUAUGCUGUUGGUGAGAAUGGGAGGAUUAAAUGGGGUGGACCCGCUCCUAGAGCGGACGAUGUGCCGGAUUUUGAGGAGGUGGUGAAGAAGUUGAGUACUUGA